AUGGUGGCGCUUGCAAUCAACAUGGAAUUUGUUCCCAGUGGCGGUUUCACCCUCAGUUUUAACAUCACUAUUGGUCCGGCAAACGGUCAAGGGACGUCGACCAAUCAGGGGCGUCGAACAACCAAAGAGCGGAGAACAACGACGAAGAGGCUUCGAACAAUCAAGCACCGUCGAACAACCAAGCGCCGUCGAACAACCAAGGAGCCGAGAACAACCAAGCGCCAUCGAACAACCAAGGAGCCGAGAACAACCAAGAUCAGUAUAUCGCCAACAUUACAUGUAGCUUAG
Molecule: messenger RNA, 288 nt
Organism: Microthlaspi erraticum
Lineage: Eukaryota; Viridiplantae; Streptophyta; Magnoliopsida; Brassicales; Brassicaceae
Source: the annotation of a GenBank genome assembly